Molecule: messenger RNA, 2194 nt
Organism: Pyricularia oryzae 70-15
Lineage: Eukaryota; Fungi; Ascomycota; Sordariomycetes; Magnaporthales; Pyriculariaceae
Product: arrestin
Exons: 1
Coding region: 369-1808 (479 amino acids)
Source: RefSeq, a predicted model, not a curated record
CCUACCUACCUUACCUACCUACCUAAGGUAGGUGGUACCUACUUGCGCUUUCCUACCAUACUUCCUACCACAAGGUACAGCCGUGCUUUCCUCGAGAGGGUAGCUUCUCCGCAUCACCAAGCCAACCUGCCCACAUCCAGCCCAAUACCACCUCCAGACCACUAUCUCAAUUGAAGAUCUUUGCCAUUCUCAACACAGGCAGGCCGGUCAUUAUCACGUCGCUAUUUUGCGCAGUCACACCAAUCGCUGUCUGAGGCAAGCGUGGAUUUAAGAGCCUGUUCCAGGCAGCAUUCUGCAUCCGUACAAAUUUCUUCCUCUAGUCAACUGCCGUCCAUAAGAAAAAAGAUAACGGGUAGUCCACCUUCACAAUGCGGUCGUCAUUUGGCGAUGGCAACACCAGCGUGUUUGCUGGGCCGACCAAGAAAAUGGCAUUUGCAAAGUCUCAUAUCGAGAUUCAUCUCCAUAACCACUUCCGGUCCAUGGUCUACAACACGGGAUCUCCAAUCCAAGGCGAGCUGGUGAUCAAGACGCAGCGGGAUACACCGUUCGACAGCGUGCAAAUCCUCCUCCUUGGGCUGACCAGGACGAAAUUUGAGGAUGUUGGCUCCCCGCACGUUACGACAAACACCCUCCUCAGGCUGGAGAUGCCGGUCCCAGAGUCGACUUACCCCACGCCAAGGAUCUUGGAGGCUGGUCGCACCUAUAAGAUUCCCUUCAACUUUGUCGUCCCCAGCCACCUGACAUUGAACGCCUGCGAGCACAGGGUGGAAGCCAAUCAUGUGCGAGAGUACCAUCUGGCGUUGCCGCCGACCAUGGGUUUCUGGGAGAGGGAUGACCUUUCUCCAGAUAUGGCUCAGGUUGAAUACUUGAUCAAGGCCAGGGUGCUGCGCCAUGCUGAUGUUGACGAUAACAUCAGGGCCUUGGUGGCCAGGGAGCAAAUCAAGAUCCUGCCGACUUUUCUGGAGCAGCCCCCGUUGAACGCUGAGCAUUUGGCAAACUUUUACCGACUCUCAAAGUCAAAGACGCUUCGCAAGAACCUACUGUCGCACAAGAUCGGCAGUAUCACAGCCUCGGCAAAACAGCCCAAUGCCAUAUUCCUCUACCCCGACGCGCUAGGAACGACUGAGACAGUGGUCAAUGUGAAGCUGGUAUUUGAGCCUGCAACAGCUGAUGCGAUUCCACCUCAGGUCACCGGGGUUUCGGGCAAGAUCCUGGCGCACACAUUUUAUAGCUCAGGAGCCAUGACGAACCUGCCAGACCGCAUCCCCGAGCUCUCGAGGAGGUUCUUGACGAACAGGCAGCUCAGCUACACGGCCACCGUACCGCUCUUCUCUGACCGAACGCAGUUCAAGACAUCAUGGACUGCGCAGUUGAGGAACACAGAGAGGCGAGACUCUGGCUACUCAUCCUCUGACCUGCAAGACUCCAAAGCGCAGGAGAGGUUUGCGUCACCCAUUUACCACUCUAGCGAGGUCCCUGUGCCCAUCCGGCUACCUAGCGCAGGGAGUGCCAGGGGCGGUGGCAAGACCUUCAUUCCGUCGUUUGCGAGCUGCAUCACCUCGCGCACCUACUCUCUCCAAAUCUCCUUGACUGUCGGCGGAUCCAACUCGGGGUCAACGACGCUGGCCUUGUCUCUCCCGCUGCAGAUCGCGGCCAUUGCUGGCGUCGAGUCUCCGAGACCUGAGGUGCUGCCGGACUUUGAGACGGCCAUGGAGGAUGCUGAAGUCGAGUCGAUGUUGAGGCCGCGAGCGAUGACGCUCCCAGAUCUAAGGUAUUCUGGGAACAGUGAGCUUCCCGGAUAUGCCUGAAUUGGAUGAGUCCAAAACGAGAUGACACGACAGAUGAGAUGCUUUCUUGUUAUUUUUUUCGGUUACUUUGAUUUUCUAGCCUGUUUUCUUCCCUACGUGAAAGGGGUCGAGAUUGUUUGACAUGAUACCCUUUUGUUUUCUUAUUUCAGCUUUUUUUUGUUUUCUGCCUUUUGCUUUCGGGAUUUCUUCAUUUGUACAUCAGGAAAAUGCAUAUGACGAAGCAUCUUGCUGUAUGUAUAGACUAUCAUCUGGUCACUGCCAGUGAAUAUGUGCCUAGAUAGCUAGCUAAAAUGAUGUUUAUUAGCAGCAGCAACCAAGUGUUACAAUGGGCCUGUGAUAUUCUACCCACAAUACAUCCAAUCUAAUACAUCUUGUGGCUAGGAAUA